AUGCCUCGUCUCAUCAUCCUUCGCCAUGGCCAGAGCACCUGGAACGAUCAGAACCUCUUCACGGGCUGGGUCGAUGUCCCGCUCAACGAACGCGGCACAUCCGAAGCCACCAAGGCCGGCAAGCUGAUGACCAAACACGAAUGCCUGCCCGACACCCUCUACACCUCCCUGCUGCGCCGCGCCAUCACCACCGCCAACAUCGCCCUCGACAACUGCGACCGCCACUGGAUCCCCGUCAAGCGCGCAUGGCAGCUGAAUGAGCGCCACUACGGCGGCCUGCAGGGCAAGAACAAGGCGGAAGCGGCGGAGAAGUUUGGCAAGGAACAGGUGCAUCUCUGGCGCAGAUCGUACGACGUCCCGCCGCCGGAGAAUGAGCAGGAUGGCAAUACUGAUCCGGACGGCCGGUACGCCAAGGGCGGCAUCAAGGUGCCCAAGACAGAGUGCUUGAAGGAUGUGCUGGUGCGCGUGCUGCCGUACUGGGAGUCGGACAUCGUACCGGAUCUGAAGGCGGGCAAGACGGUGUUGGUGGCGGCGCAUGGAAAUUCGCUGCGUGCGCUCAUGAAGCAUCUCGAGAACAUUAGUGAUGAGGACAUCCCGGGCGUGGAGAUUCCGACAGGGGUGCCCAUCCUCUACGAGCUGGAUGACAACCUGAAGCCCAAGGGAGGAGCAAAGGGCAAGCAUUUGGACUAG
This is a messenger RNA of Neohortaea acidophila, 690 nucleotides long. RefSeq names its product 2,3-bisphosphoglycerate-dependent phosphoglycerate mutase. Bases 1 to 690 code for a protein of 229 amino acids. NCBI's taxonomy places the organism in Eukaryota, Fungi, Ascomycota, Dothideomycetes, Mycosphaerellales, Teratosphaeriaceae. The record is from RefSeq and is a predicted model, not a curated record. Gene Ontology annotation, molecular function: intramolecular phosphotransferase activity. The transcript has a single exon. Gene Ontology annotation, biological process: glycolytic process.